Messenger RNA from Vicia faba (fava bean), 354 nucleotides. Lineage: Eukaryota; Viridiplantae; Streptophyta; Magnoliopsida; Fabales; Fabaceae. The record is from the annotation of a GenBank genome assembly.
AUGACACAGACUUCUGCUAGUGGGGCAUCAUCGGAGAUCCCUGAUACAUCUUCAAGUUAUGAGUUUAACUCAUCAUCAUCAAUGGAGCGUCCAAUGGGACAAAAAGCAGCAAAAAGGAAGGGUAAGGCAAAGGAAAUUUCAAAUGCAACGCAAGAUGCAAGGAAUAAAAGAGCAGAAACAAUGGAAAGACUUGCGCAAAGUAAGGAGGACGAGAUAGAAUUAAAGGUAAUGCAAAUCAUGAUGAAAGACACUUCUACUAUGAACGAAAGUCAACGAGAUAUUCAUGAAAAAUAUUGUAAUAAAAUGAAGAAAAAAAUAUGGAUUGUAGUUAGUACCACUUUAAAUUAUAUGUAA